AUGGCGGAGCUGGGGCUCCCAGCCUCCCCAGCUCUGCAGCCCGGAGGCAGCCAGUGCAUUGAGGACGACUGCUAUGCUGUCUUCUGGAGCCCGGAGCAGUUUACUGGGGCGAACCUGGUCUGCCAGCAGUUCGGAGGCCACUUGAUGACUGUGCGCUCCUCAGUGGCCGCCGAUGUCAUCUCUCUGUUAGCUCAGGGGGGCUCAGAAAUCUCACUCCCUGCCAGUCGCCUUUGGAUCGGGCUAGAGCUUGAGCAGAACUGCAGUCACGAACAGAAGGGCCAGCUGCGUGGGUUCAGGUGGGUCACAGGCGAUACCAGCACCAGCUACAGUAAGUGGAAGCACAGUGGCCGUGGCGCCCUCUGCGGUCACCAGUGUGUUGUGGUCUCUGAGGAUUCUGCUUCUGGCUCCGUGGAACUGGUCUGGGAGGAGCAUUCCUGUGACUUGGUCACGGAGGGCUUUCUCUGCGAGUAUAACUACUUCGGAUCCUGCAAACCCCUCAACCUGGAGCCCAGUAUCGGGGUCAAUGUCACAUACAGUACCCCUUUCGGGGGAAAGGGAGCUGACUUCCAGGCGCUGCCCCUCAACAGCCACGCCUUGGUAGUGCCUCUCGGUUUGGAUCUUGUAUGUAAGAAGGUCGAGGACACUCCUCGUUGGAGUAAGGAGAGCUUGGGACCCUGGGACUGCCGGGUGGAGAAUGGUGGCUGCUCACAGAUUUGCAGUCAAGACAAUGGGAACCCUGAGUGCCUUUGCUCACAGGGGACUCUUUCAAAGGCCGACCUGCGCUCUUGCCUGACUGAGGGCGACUUAUGCAACCCUGGGCGUUGUGACCAGUAUUGCCAACUCAGCUCAGAAGCCCCAGGAGGCUACACUUGCAUGUGUGAUUCGGGUUACUACCUGGGCGAGGACGGUCACAGUUGCAUAGACGUCGACGACUGCGCACUGGACCCCAAUCCUUGCCCGCAGAAGUGCGUUAACACGCUGGGAGCCUUCAAGUGCGAAUGUAACCCAGGCUUCGAACUGCUGGACAGCGAGUGUGUGGAGCUGCUCGACCCUUGCUUCGGAAUCCAAUGCCAACAUAAGUGUUUACCUUUGGAGGGGGGCGCCUAUCGCUGUAUCUGCAAAGAGGGCUUUAUGCCCAUUCCAGACCAGCCCGACAGGUGCAUGUCGUUCUGCAACACCAGUGAGUGCCCAGCCAUAUGCAAUCCCUAUAAUCCGGACGACUGCCAGUGCCCAGACGGCUACAUUUUGGAUGAGGAUCAGAUGUGCAGUGACAUAGAUGAUUGUGCAGCAGAUGAAUGCCGUGGGGGUGAAUGCAUCAACCUUCCUGGCAGCUUUCAAUGCAUCUGCCCGCCACCAUACACACUCAGUAGGACAGGGCAAGAGUGUAUACUUAUAGAAAUUGUCUCCGGUGAUGAGGGUUCAGGAACAAUCCCAUCCACUGAGGCUACAGGUCCCACAACUUCCUCACCGGUGGCAGGACCUAUCCAUUCGGUCGUGCUCAUUGGCAUCGCCGUCAGCAUCUUAUCCAUUAUCACGGUGCUUCUUGCCACCAUCUGCCACUUGAGGAAAAAGAAGUAUUCAGCCCAGGCUACACUGGAUUACAAAUGCGCAGGCCCCACCAAAGAAGAGGUCUUGUAG
Monodelphis domestica (gray short-tailed opossum) is the source of this 1638-nucleotide messenger RNA. It is a transcript of the gene THBD, whose product is annotated as thrombomodulin. The record is from RefSeq and is a predicted model, not a curated record. Lineage: Eukaryota; Metazoa; Chordata; Mammalia; Didelphimorphia; Didelphidae. Gene Ontology annotation, biological process: positive regulation of axonogenesis. Gene Ontology annotation, cellular component: cytoplasm; membrane. Gene Ontology annotation, molecular function: calcium ion binding; transmembrane signaling receptor activity.